Molecule: messenger RNA, 921 nt
Organism: Zea mays
Lineage: Eukaryota; Viridiplantae; Streptophyta; Magnoliopsida; Poales; Poaceae
Exons: 3
Coding region: 559-846 (95 amino acids)
Source: RefSeq, a predicted model, not a curated record
CUCACUCCAAUAGUCUGUACCCAUUUAUAUUAUAUAUGUAGUCAUACACAAGUGCACGUUUACCUGCAACUCUGCAUUUACAUGCAUAUUUAAGUGUUGUUUUGUUUUAUUCAUCUCACAUUUAAUUUUUGACUUUAUUGUGCAAUCAAUUAAGAAUUUCAUAGUAGUUCUAAACACAUUGGAGGUCACAAAGGAUAAGAAGGUCGAAGCCUAUAAGGUGUUCAAGGACCCUGAGUCCCUGACAAUCGACAAAUUUUCUUGAGUGCGUGCAGUGAUGAUAGAGAGGUUGUAUUGAUGUGGUUGAGGGAUGAGAUGACUAAGCAGGUCUCUAUGGAGCUGAAGUGUUAUGUAUUGGCAGCGUGACUGGUACUUGACAAUACUCUAGAUUAACCGAACAACAGAUUGAGCUAGGGAUUAUAGCCAAAAGGGAUUAUACCCCCAAGGGGUUCAAGUGACAAAGAGGGGAUUAACUCAAUCCAUCCUGGAUUCAAUACCUCUCUGGAAUAAAAACCUGUAAACCGAACAUGCCCCUAGGGAAGUAAUCCAUUGCAAACGAACAUGCCCUCAGGGUUUACUACUGUGUCCGCUCCCACCGGGUCUGCGCAUCAGAGACCGACAAGACUGGGAAAUCCAGAGAUGCAUUUUUCUACCGAUCAGUUGAUCGGCUCGGCGUUCAUUGCCUUUGGGCUCACAUUGUUCGUGUGUUUCUUCUAUGUUGUCGUCGUGUCCAAGCUGCUUCUGCCACAUCAAAAUGGAUUCCUGGCCGCCAUCCAAAACGACUGGUAUUACUGUCUGCUUGUGUCGUUGACGCUUCCUGUAAUAAUUGUGGCUGUCUACCUGCACUAGCUCAGCAUGAAGAUGUUCAAGCACACAUGAAGCAGUCAUGCAGCUUCCUUCCGGUUUCAGAAUCCUGGUCAAAAU